AUGGCUCAAGGUGCGCAACCAGCUCCUGGCUUCGACUGUCUCUUCACUCCGGAUCGCUUCCAUGCCACCUCCAGCAAUCCACUUCCCGCCGGGAACUGGCUUGCCCCUGGGAUACCCGGCAGUGGCUUUCCCUUCCCAACGCCGCCCGGGGUCAUUCUACCACACACUAUGGCUUUACAGCCUAUUCGUCAGGGUAGAUUGUCGACUAAGCCAUCAACAACGAAAACAGCGGCUGCGGUGGAGAACUUGCUGCCCGCAGGUCAGCAUUGUAAGGCAGUGUUCCGAUCCCAUAGCUUGUGGGAGAACUUGAAGCAGUACUGUCCCGGGGAACGUGGCGUCCUGCCUCCACCGCCUCCGAUUCCAUACCCUCUCAAUCAUCCGAACCUUCCGGCAUAUGUAGUUCAAAACAAUGGAUUUCACCAGGGCACAGAAGCAUCGCAGUUAGCAGCUCAGGCACACAACCAUGCUAAUACUUUGGGAGUGCCUCGCUUGACAACCACGACGUUUAUUCCCAACCAGCCACAAUUCACCUAUCCUCUGCCGUUCAGCGAACAACAAUAUCAUGCCGUAGUUGAACUAUGGGGUUGCUUCAUUUCCCUUGCAAACAGGCGUCCCCCUGUUAUUGAAAGUGAGCCAGGCAUGCAGGACGAGGUUGUGGUUCAGAUUUUGGAAAUUUUAGACCGCGUUAUGCAGACUCGGUACCAGAACAAGGUAGACCGGGCCCCCCCGGUCCACCAACCUUUCGACCAUGCGCGGCGCUCCUUCUACCCGCAAUGGGGCCGAGCUUGUGCUGCUGCCCAUCGUGAUGGAGGACCUGAUGCGGAUGCAGAUUCAAAAAAAGCAGGAUAUCCCGACUUCCUUUUUUAUCGAACAGCGAGACGGUAUGAUACUCCCGCGGUCGCCGAAAUAAAGAACAUAUGGUCCUAUCCCAACAGCUUUGUGGACGAACUAUACAGUGCGCGUCGAGUGGAUCGCAUAACGGGCUGGAUCGACUUCAGAAGGAAUUCUAGUUCCGAUAAACUUAUUAAACAAGUAUGGGGCCAGCUGGUAUUUUUCUCGGCGAGUUGGGGUUUCUGGACCAACGGCGACUACAUCUUCAUCUUUGUCAAGACGGCUCACAACCAUCUCACGUUGUCCGAUAAGAAGCACUUGACGGACAGUGAUGUCAUCCGGGCCUUGGCUGGCAUGACGUUUGCUGCGAUGGACAUGGACCGUCGUCCUUGGGUGAUCGACUGGUUAUGCCCGUACAAUGAUCGCCAGGCCGAUUGGUGA
Molecule: messenger RNA, 1272 nt
Organism: Gloeophyllum trabeum ATCC 11539
Lineage: Eukaryota; Fungi; Basidiomycota; Agaricomycetes; Gloeophyllales; Gloeophyllaceae
Exons: 3
Coding region: 1-1272 (423 amino acids)
Source: RefSeq, a predicted model, not a curated record